Messenger RNA from Chelmon rostratus (copperband butterflyfish), 3056 nucleotides. It is a transcript of the gene grna, whose product is annotated as granulin a. The record is from RefSeq and is a predicted model, not a curated record. NCBI's taxonomy places the organism in Eukaryota, Metazoa, Chordata, Actinopteri, Chaetodontiformes, Chaetodontidae. The coding region runs from base 142 to 2364 and encodes 740 amino acids. The transcript has 14 exons. Gene Ontology annotation, cellular component: extracellular region.
UCUCGCUCUCUCUCUCUCUCUCUAUCUCUCUCUCUCUCUCGGGGGCGUGUUCAAUAAAGUGCAGGUCUUUCAUUUGUGUUAUUUUGGGAUCAGACACUCAACACCUGACUGCUCACAACAGCACUCCAAUCUUUAACCAAGAUGCAGAGGUGGGUUGUGAUCUGUUGGGCUCUCCUGGCCCUGGUUGGUGCAGAUGAGUGUCCAGAUGGAGGAAGGUGUGAAGACGGCCAAACCUGCUGCAGCGACCCAGCCAAUGGCUAUGAAUGCUGCCCGUUUGAUCAGGCUGAGUGCUGUGAGGAUCACACGCAUUGCUGCCCUGCGGAAACAGUCUGCGAUUCAGCCACGUCCAGCUGUGUGAACGCCACGGUGUCCAUCCCCUGGGUAGAAAGAGCUUCUGCCGAUCAACCCAGACUCUCUAAAUCCUUCAGGAUGAUCAAGACGUACAUGGGGGAGGAAGACGACAACAUCUGUCCUGAUCAGUCACGAUGUCCUCCGGAGUUUUCCUGCUUGAGGGCCUUGACAAAGUUUGGCUGCUGUCCCCUAGCUCAGGGAGUCUCCUGCUCCGAUGGGAAACACUGCUGUCCUGAGGGCCACCAGUGCAGUGAAGACAGCCGCUCCUGCAUCAAAACAGAGCUUGCGUCUACGGUUCUGUGCAGCGACGGAGUGUCGGAGUGUCCAGAUGGAACCACCUGCUGUGAGAACCCAGAGGGCCUGUGGGGAUGCUGUCCCAUGCCAAAGGCUGUGUGCUGCGAGGAUAAGAUACACUGCUGUCCUGAAGGCAGCACAUGCGAUCUCGAGCACUCCAAAUGUAUCUCCUCAUCUACCAAAAAAGACAUGCCAAUGUGGGCCAAACUCCCUGCUCGGAUAAGAGCGGACUGGGAGAACCAGAUUGAGGGUGAGCAAGUGACUGCAGAGACAGUUGAUGAUGGUUCAGAAAAAACCCCUGAAGUCACCACAGUUCCUCCUCCAGAGAGGGAAGUCUCUACGUCAUCUGUUGCUAAGGCAGCUGCAGGCGAUGUCCCCUGCGACGAUACAGCAUCCUGUCCAGAUGGGACCACGUGCUGUAAAACCGAAGAAGGCGACUGGUCUUGCUGUCCUCUACCCGAGGCUGUUUGUUGUGAAGAUUUCAUUCACUGCUGCCCACACGGUAAGAAAUGUAAUCUGGCUGCCAUGACCUGCGAUGACGACACGUGCUCCGUGCCGUGGGUCACCAAGGUACCCACAAUCCCCAGGCAGGUCGCACAGGUGGGGGAAGUUGCGUGUGAUUCCACCUUCAGUUGUCCUGAUGCCACCACCUGCUGCAAGAACAAAACAGGCGGCUGGGCCUGCUGUCCUCUACCGCAGGCGGUCUGUUGUGCUGACCUUGAACACUGCUGCCCCUCUGGCACCGUCUGUGACGUUGCCACCCUCACCUGUAAGAGCAGCUCAGGCUCAACGCCCAUGCAAGAGAAGAUACCUGCAUUCGCCACAGAGGCGCCCACUACGGUGGCGACCACAACCCAAAGCGCAGAAGUCAUGACCACAAAGCAACAGAUGGAGGAGAAUGAGCAGCCUGAGGCGGGCGAGGCGACGACAGAUGAGGAGGAGGAGGAGAGUGAGGAAGACGAGGAGGAGGAGAAUAAAGAAAUGGAGGGCAGGGUUCAGUGUGACGACCACAGCAGCUGCCCUCAGGCCACCACCUGCUGCUUCAUGAAGUCGUCUCAAAGGUGGGGCUGUUGCCCGCUGCCAGAGGCUGUUUGCUGUGGUGAUGGGAACCACUGCUGUCCCACCCACUACAAGUGCAGUGACAGCGAGACCUCCUGCGUCAAAGGAGAAGUAGUGAUUCCGUGGUACACCAAGCUCCCGGCCACCACCAGCAUCCAGGCUGAUCCCAGCGCUGUGCCGUGCGACGGUCAGACUCAAUGCCCUGAACACACCACCUGCUGCCGGCUGGUCACGGGCGAGUGGGGCUGCUGCCCGCUGCAAGAUGCUGUUUGCUGCCCUGAUAAGGAGCACUGCUGCCCGCAGGGUUACACCUGUAACACCGCCUCGUGUCAGAAGCUCAUCAUGCUGCAGCUGGAGACUGUCCCGCUAACCCCGGUGUAUCUGCCCCAGCAUCAAGCCCAGCUCAGUCCCUUAAACCUCAGAGACGUCCAGUGUGAUGAAAAGACCAGCUGUGCAGAUGGAGAGACCUGCUGCAGGACGUCUGCGACUACAUGGGGCUGCUGCCCACUUGCUAAUGCGGUGUGCUGCAGCGACAUGCUACACUGCUGUCCUGCCGGCUACACCUGUACUGCAGGUGGAGACUGCACCCAGAACACCAGGCUUCAGUGGUUCAACUGGCAUGUGUUCCUCGCCAACAAAAAGAGAGCUCUGAUAGUGUGAAAACAUCUCUCCUGCACUGUCACGUGUUUCUGCAAGCAAUGCACUAAUGGGAAGUAAUGAGAAGGGAUUUUAUGAUGAUUGUUAAAUGCUUUUUGGGACACUGUGGAAUAGAUUUACACUUGGGUUUGUGAUGUUCUGUGAUCUUUGAGUUACGUGCAACAAGUUCAGUUCUGACAUGCUGUUGUUAUAAUGUUCAUAGGUCAAAUGAGUCAGAUAGAUUCUUGUUAUUCCAAGCACAUAGUUUGCUACUUGAAACUCUGCUCCAGCCAUUAAACAAUGAACUGAAACACUCCACAGGUAGUAAGCUUUUAUUCACUGUCACUCAGCUGUUUCUGUAUGUCCUGCUUUAGCUGCCUCCUGUUGCAAAGUCUUUUAUAAUUUUGAUUAUGACAAACAUGAACUGCUGUGUGAUUUCGAAUCCUGAUGAACGAACCAGUUUUCUGGUCAGUACUUUGGUUUAUUUAGAUAUAUCUGUAGCAUCACCUGUAACAAGUUCUUCUUCCUAAAAUGAUGGUUUAAAAUCAAAACUGUUUUCAUUUUUUGCGUUUUAUUGUCACUUAUGAUCAUUUAACAAACACCAUGAUGCAAACAUGGAGAAAUACACGCUUGGUGCUGCUUCAUCUCUUGAGGAGUCAGAUGAAUCUCUACAUAUUCCAUAAAACUAAUAAACAAGAUCUGAUGUUACAACAUUA